AUGGCGUCCAUGUCUAGAUUUGUGGCCAAAGACUGCCACUUUACUACUGCAGCGGCUGUACAGAAGCCCAGUUGUUCUAGUUUGAGUGUCAGGAGGCUGAAUACUCAUCUGGAUCUAAAAGGUUGGAACUUGGCGCCUAAGAAUGGAAGGAUUUUGGCAUUGCAAAGCAAGCCAAACAGUCCUGUUGUUCCUAUUUCAUCUGCUUCCCCUAUCAUGCAGACUUCAAGGAGCUUUGUGGUUUUGUGCAAUGCUGCUACAAAUUUGUCCGGCGAUGUUCCCAGCAGCAGUCCUGCAGAAAUGAGCCAGUAUGAAAAGAUAAUUGAAACUCUAACAACUCUGUUCCCACUCUGGGUCAUUCUUGGCACCAUCAUUGGUAUCUACAAGCCAGCUGCGGUUACAUGGUUGCAGACAGAUCUGUUCACUGUUGGCCUGGGUUUCCUCAUGCUUUCUAUGGGAUUAACGUUGACGUUUGAAGAUUUUAGACGAUGUUUGAGGAACCCUUGGACUGUUGGUGUAGGAUUCCUUGCCCAGUACUUGAUCAAACCCCUGCUAGGCUUUGCGAUAGCAAUGAGCCUAAAACUGUCGGCACCUCUUGCAACUGGACUUAUUCUGGUAUCAUGCUGUCCAGGAGGUCAGGCAUCUAAUGUUGCAACAUAUAUAUCGAAGGGAAAUGUGGCACUUUCAGUUCUUAUGACAACCUGUUCAACCAUCGGUGCUAUUAUCAUGACACCCCUUCUUACGAAGCUUCUUGCUGGGCAGCUUGUUCCCGUUGAUGCUGCAGGUCUCGCUCUGAGCACGUUUCAGGUUGUGCUAUUGCCAACUAUUCUUGGAGUUCUAGCAAAUGAAUUUUUCCCCAAGUUCACGGCAAAGAUAAUUUCCGUGACACCUCUAAUUGGAGUCCUUCUCACAACCUUACUCUGUGCAAGCCCUAUUGGGCAAGUUGCAGAUGUAUUGAAAACUCAAGGAGCACAACUAAUACUGCCAGUGGCUGUUCUACAUGCUGCCGCAUUUGCAAUUGGUUAUUUUAUCUCAAAGAUGUCAUUUGGUGAAUCCACUUCACGCACCAUCUCAAUAGAAUGUGGAAUGCAGAGCUCCGCCCUUGGAUUCUUGCUUGCUCAGAAGCAUUUUACGAAUCCCCUCGUGGCUGUGCCUUCAGCUGUCAGUGUUGUUGCAAUGGCUCUUGGUGGAAGUGCACUUGCUGUUUUCUGGAGGAACAUGCCGAUUCCAGUCGAUGACAAAGAUGACUUCAAGGAGUAA
Linum trigynum is the source of this 1257-nucleotide messenger RNA. Lineage: Eukaryota; Viridiplantae; Streptophyta; Magnoliopsida; Malpighiales; Linaceae. The record is from the annotation of a GenBank genome assembly.